Culex quinquefasciatus (southern house mosquito) is the source of this 2194-nucleotide messenger RNA. Its product is annotated as transmembrane protein 104 homolog. Lineage: Eukaryota; Metazoa; Arthropoda; Insecta; Diptera; Culicidae. The coding region runs from base 193 to 1716 and encodes 507 amino acids. The record is from RefSeq and is a predicted model, not a curated record. The transcript has 3 exons.
CACCACCAACACCACCCACUCUGACGACGACGUCAAUCUCCUUUGUUUAGUGUUGUGUUGAACGAAAAGUCGAAUGCGCAACAGAACCAGGAGUGUCGAUCGUUUCUUGCUGAUUUAGCAGAUAUUUCUUGGUGAUUCAUUAUAGUUUGUGGAGCGUGCAGCAGUAGCGAAUGAGAAGCAGCCCCCAAUGAUAUGCCUCGAAGUGCCCAAGAGGAGUUCCCGACCUGGGUCGGAUUCGUGUUUAUCUUCAAUUUGAUCGUUGGAACCGGAGCGUUGACGCUCCCUUCCGCCUUCAGUCACGCGGGAUGGCUUCUGGGCUCGGUGUUGAUUGUGGUGCUGGCCUUUGCCAGUUACAUGACCGUGACUUUCGUGAUAGAGACGAUGGCCUGUGCGAAUGCGAUCCAGAACUGGAAGCGGCUGCAGUUCCUCAAGCGGGACCGCGUCCUGGAGCACGAUGAGGACAGCAACGUGGAAACGAUGACGGAACCGUUGCUGGUCGGUGGUGCUGGUUCCGGCUCGGCGGUGGACGAUAAUCUGACGGACGCGAGCGUGGAGCACAUGCCGUUGAACAUAAUGUACUGCCGGAACCAGUAUUACAGCCUGUCGAGCAAGAUUGAGCUGGGGGAGAUGGCCAAUCUGUUCUUUGGACGGGUUGGACGGUUUUUGUUUUACUUUUGUCUGGCAGUUUAUCUGUACGGAGACUUGAGCAUCUACUCGGCAGCCGUGGCUAAAAGCCUGCGGGAUGUUAUAUGUGUUCACAACCACUCGAGCAACGACACCGACGGUGACGACGUGACGAUCCGCUGCUGGGAAGACAGCGCCCUUUCGCGGUUUGACACGUACCGCCUCUGUUUGAUCGCGUUCAUCGGCGUGCUCGGCCCGUUUGCGUUCUUCAACGUGCAGAAGACCAAAUAUCUCCAACUGGUGACGGUUCUGUUCCGUUGGUUGGCCUUCACCGUGAUGAUUAGCAUUGCCGUGCAUCGCCUCUUUGCUGCGCAGUCCUCCCAAGAUCCACCAAUCAUCCCCAAGCGGGCCGACGUCAACGGUAUUCCGUACCUGAUCGGCACCUGCAUCUACUCGUUCAUGUGCCAUCACUCACUGCCCAGUCUGCUGACGCCGAUCGCCAACAAGCGCAAGCUCAAAUCGCUCAUCUCGGCCGACUACGGACUCAUCGCCGCGUUCUACCUCUCACUGGCCCUCACCGGAAUAUUCGCGUUCGCCGACAUCAAGGACCUGUACACGCUCAACUUUGUCCCCAACUCGGACCAGGACAGCGGCUUCCUCAAAGCGAUCGAGUACUUCCUCGCGCUCUUCCCCGUCUUCACCCUGUCCGCCAGCUUCCCGAUCAUCGCCAUCACCCUGCGCAGCAACCUCCAGACGCUCUUCCUCGACACGACCCAACUCGAGUCGUACAACUUCUUCCUGCGGCGCGUCUUCUUCCCCCUCCUCGCCAUUCUACCCCCCAUCGUGAUCUGCUUCUUCACCGAGAGUGUCAUCUCGCUCGUCGGUUUCACCGGAUGUUACGCCGGAACCGGAAUCCAGUACCUCAUCCCGGUGUUUUUGGUCUACUCGGCGCGGCGCACGUGCGAGGCCAUGAUCGGCCGCGGCAUCAUCAACGACUUCCGGAGCCCGUUCAAGGGCAACUUUUGGCUGGUGGCGAUCGUCAGCUGGACUGCGACGUGCCUCGUGCUCGUCACGAUCGAUCUCAUGAAGUGAGCGGAAGGCCGCGCGGGUGUGGGCAGAAUCUCCUCGCCAUCUUGAAAAACUUAAAGAAUGCAAAAUACAACGGAAUUCCGCCGCCUCCUGCGAUAAUAAUAGUGAAAAAAAUAAUAAACUGAAGAAAGUAAGCUCUAAGAAGAUGAGAACGCACGAGACUGAAUGUGUGCGAUGACGCAGCAAAGAGGCGUAAAUAAUUUUUGUAGAAUUUUGCUUUAGAUUUUUUUUGCCGGGUUAUUAAAACAUUUCUGGGUAGAUAAAUUUGCAUGAGUUCGUUUUUGAACAAAUUCCAAUUGCUGGUCAAAAUAUUAGUUUGUUUAGUACUGAAUAAAAUUUUCGUGAAUGUAUUUUUAUUUUUUCGUUUUUUUUUUAAAUGAUUUGGUGUGAACGAGAGACAAAUAAUGUGGCGCAAAUUAAAAAUAAAGAGAAGAACCUAUUUUACAAUAUUUACUAGUUUACAGACAACCACUUAAGAAAA